This is a messenger RNA of Naegleria gruberi, 957 nucleotides long. RefSeq lists its product as uncharacterized. The transcript has a single exon. Lineage: Eukaryota; Heterolobosea; Eutetramitea; Acrasida; Naegleriidae. The record is from RefSeq and is a predicted model, not a curated record. Bases 1 to 957 code for a protein of 318 amino acids.
AUGUCUGAACUGUUGCAUCGAACCCUUUCGCACGAUGCCCUGAUCGACAUUCUCAUUUUUUGCCACGACGAUUUAAAAUCAGUGAUGAAUUUGGCAUCAACUUGUACAACACUUUAUGCUGCAAUUACAGAAUGCUCUGAACGGUUGUGGAUUUACAUUUUGAAUAAGAAGUUCAUGGGUAGUAGAAGGGAGAAGAAGGGAUCCAACAAGAGGAAGAAUAGAAAGCCAUUGGUAAAAGAAAAGACACUUUCGAUAUUGGAAAAUAGUACUGGACUUUCGGAUAGAAGUAAACAAAUAAUUUCCAUAAUAAGAACACAAGUAAGAUUUGAAAGGAAACAUCAAAUUUUGAAAGGAUAUUAUGAGGAAAGAGAUUUUGCUAAAUACAAAUACUUUUCAAAUUUGAAUAUUAAGGAUGAUUAUAUUUGGAAAUUGCUUAAAAGGGAAAUGGUAGAAUCUAAGGCAAUUUACUCACCAGAAAAUAUAAUUAAGGAGAAAUUUGGAAAUUCACCAAUUCAACUGAUUUAUUUAUACUUUAACGGUAGCAUGUACACUGUGAAAGAAUUCAUAGAUGCCAUAUUUAGGAAAGAAAAUGCUCAUCUUGAAUUAAAUAUUCAUAACAGAACCAUUUCUUCAUAUCUUUACGAUUAUUGGAAAGAAAACCGCAAGUCAAAACUGGAUUUCAACCAGGAGCUAUCCAACUUUAUACGUUACACACGUAUUUGUCAAGACACCAACGAUUCUUUAUUAUUUAUCAAAUUAAUCUAUUUAGAAUUUCCAAAUGUAAUGAAUGGUUCAAAUCAAGAAACAGCAUACGAACAAGAGAAACACACUAAAGGAAGUUUCAAAAACACAUUACUCUACUUUAAAAAUUAUCUUGCCAAUGUGCAAGAGGCAGUGAAUAUUUUCGCAAAGGAGCUCUAUGGAAACAAUAUUGAUUUAAAAGUUUACAAUCGAUAA